AAACCACCUCAUCACACUCCCGUCGUGCUGCCCAACGACAACCAGUGAUCCUGCCUUUUCUGACAUUUCUGCCCCGUUAGUGGCAACAACGAGGCGUCUCCCGUUCUCCAUCUGACCACUCGGUUGUGAGUCACACGAAACCUGAACCUUCCUCCGCUAGCCGUCAGAGAGUACAGCAGCAGUAGCGGCAGCAGCAAUGGGUGUGACCCUUACGGAUGAGUGGCCGCAGUUCCGCACCGACAUUCAUUAUGGAAACGCGUCCAGCCUGAACACUCUCCAAACAUGCAUCCCUCGACCAACAUCUGCCAACGAUCAAAAACGCAUAUGGGUCGUGUACAUCCAUGGUGGCGCCUGGUUUGACCCCGAGCAGACGGCCACCACCUUUGACAAAGCUCAAAAUAUACUCCUCAAGUCUCACGCCGAAGAGCACAUUGCCGGAUUUGCUUCCAUAAAUUAUCGCCUCUCACCAGCUCCAUGGCACCCUACGAGCCCGUCAAAUCCAGGAGAUCCCGCUCGAAACGCCAGUCAUCCCGAUCAUAUCAACGAUGUACUGGCUGGCAUUCUCCAUCUCCAAGAGACCUACCGCUUUGAAGGCCGCUAUCUGUUGGUGGGUCACUCGUGCGGCGCCUGUCUAGCUCUGCAGGUGUUGAUGAAGCGUUACUGGGGCGUGCAGUACGAGUCUACUGCGGCCUUGCAGCUCAACGUGGUGCCGCCGCUGGCUGUUCUCGGCAUCGAAGGAUUGUAUGACCUCCCUGCCCUGGUGCGCUAUCAUUCCGAUAGCGCUUUCUAUCGCAAUUUUGUCGAGGCUGCUUUUGGCCCCAAAGAGGCCAACUGGAAGGCUGCUAGCCCAACGUCCGCAGAUCUUGGUGCGAGCUGGGAAGAUGGAAAGCUUGUAGUGAUCGCGCAUUCGCGGGAAGAUGAGCUUGUCGAGUGGGAGCAACCAGAUCUGAUGAUGAAAUCCCUUUCCUCGCAAGGCUUCAAGACUUCUGGUUCGCGGAGGGCGAGGCUACUGGAGCUCAAGGGGAAGCAUGAUCAAGUUUGGGAAGAAGGUGUGGAAGUUGCUCGAGCAAUUGAGUUUGCUGUGAAAGACUUCGUAAGCAUGGGAGUCAUUUGAAGCUCUGAGCAAUGCUUAUUCCACUACGAUCGGGAAGGCCAGGCGAAAGCAAGUCGGCAGGAAGCAGUACCCGGUGUUUUUUUGUCUCAAAAGACUUUCGUUCACGAUACCCCAAUCUACCCUACAUGGACCCUCUCCAUAAGGUUGUAGUUUCGCUGAUGCUGUUCACUUUCGGGCCCGGUAGCUCUGCAUGUCCCCAGCAUUCACACGCACAAACAUAUACAACCGAGAUCUCUGAUGCUACCGCUUACAACAAGAGAUGCUGGCGAGCCGCCGAUCUACAUGCAUUACAUUCCACUGCAGGUCGGCUCAUGCACGCCCCUUCGUCAAUGGUAAGAAGACGGCAAGUACUCCAAUCACAGAACCGCGGCCAAUCACAUAGAGUAUCACACUCGUCACUGCAAUCUGUUGUCACCAUUCCAGCAUCAUGAAAAGAGAGCCUCACCACACAAUCCAAACAUAUACGCAACUAUGCCGUUCGUUACCGAUUUCUCUCUCAGCUUCAAGACCGCGAAAAAAAAUGAUCGUCUGUGGAAAAAGGGCUGAAAGUGGCGAGGAUGGGAGAUCCGCAUACCAUCUCAUUCGUGCUAGAUGACUCAUUCUCUCUUGGAAGCUGAUGGCGUCGCAGCACGCAUCAAGUUUCGGAGGAGCAACGUUCGUUGGUGCGAAAGGGACAUCAUGGAGGAGGACGAAAACUUAUGGAUCCCAGGGUCCACUAGCGCGUUUGCCAGUCAAAAGCUCGGGAAGACCAUCUUCUCGUACCAAUAAAACAUCUUCAUGUCGAAUGCCAAAUUUAUCGACCAAGUAGAUGCCUGGUUCACUCGUGAAACACAUGCCCGCCUUUAGUAGGGUUGCGGUAUUGCCUUUGUGAAGAUAUGGACUCUCGUGAGCUUUGAUGCCAAUGCCGUGUCCGACUCGAUGCGUAAACGCUUGGCCAUAACCCGCGUUGUCGAUGACUUGACGAGCAGCAAGAUCGACAGCAGCACAGCUUGCAUUCUCGUGCAGAGCGUGCAGCGACGCAGUCUGCGCAUCAAACACGAUUCUCCAAACGUGCAAUUUUUCCUGCACAUGGUGAUCAUCGAGAGCGGCAAUGUCUUGCUUUGUUGUCUCUACUUGGGGAAAGAAGGGAGGGAAGAAGGAUCUGCAAAUAUCGCUGCUGUAGCCGUACAAGUGCGCUCCAACGUCUAUCAGGACCAUGGUCUCCUUCUCC
Molecule: messenger RNA, 2324 nt
Organism: Sphaerulina musiva SO2202
Lineage: Eukaryota; Fungi; Ascomycota; Dothideomycetes; Mycosphaerellales; Mycosphaerellaceae
Product: alpha/beta-hydrolase
Exons: 1
Coding region: 197-1114 (305 amino acids)
Molecular function (GO): arylformamidase activity
Source: RefSeq, a predicted model, not a curated record